Molecule: messenger RNA, 2577 nt
Organism: Acanthocheilonema viteae
Lineage: Eukaryota; Metazoa; Nematoda; Chromadorea; Rhabditida; Onchocercidae
Source: the annotation of a GenBank genome assembly
AUGACAACUUCAGUACUAGACGAUGAAAAUGUUCAUGUCAAAGAACUCAAUAGACUGUUUCUAAGUUGCACCAAAAAUGGCGAUACAUACUUGGAUGCAGUUGGUCUACGAGAUUUGUGCAGCAAACUCAAUCUUUCUUCCUUUGCUGAUGUCAUACUUGAACGAAUACUCAGUGGUUGUACAGUUGUCGAUUUUACGAUUUUCAAAGAACGCUUCAUGUACUUGCUGCCAGAUAUUAUCAGCGUUACCACGGUAGCAGAAAAUCUUGAAAGUAAUGCGGAAAAAAAUUUGUCGGAGCUUGGGAUUGAGCCUCAUGGCUUUUUAACUCGAUGCGAGGUCCGUAUUUUGUGUGAACAUACGCCAAAAUUAAACAGUCUUGAGGUAGCUCAGAUCGAUGAGCUUUUUGAUCAGGCGGAUACCAGCCACGUAGAACGCGUCACAUUAGCACAAUUUCUUGCCCAGUAUUAUAUGCAAAAGCGGUUAAGCGAAGAAGUGAAUUUUAUUACAGAAACUUUAGUACCAUCAGUGAAUUUGUUCGAGGCAUUGGAUCCUUCUAACACUGGAACUGUUCGAUGUGAGGAAUUGUUAGAAUAUUGGCGAGCAUGCGGUAUCAGCUUGGAACAGGGUUUAUAUGUUUUGAAGCUUUCCGGCCAACCACUUGAAGGAACAGUCAAUACUAUUUCACUCAGUGGUAGUUUGGAGCGACAAUUAGGUAAUUUAGCGGCCGCACCGACUGCCUCCACAAUAAUUCGAGUUGCCUUGCUUUCACUUCAUGCCUUCAUCGAUCAUAUAAGGUGUUCGCUAAAGGAAGCUGAAUUGCGUGCAGAGCAUUUUUGCAAGCAAUUCCAACAAAUGAACCAGAGACAUGUUCUUCUAAUUGAAGAACUGGAGCAAAAUCAACUCUCCAUUGAACAAGCAUGUGAGCAGCGAUUUAGUAAUUUGGAUGAACGUUAUCGCACGAAGAUAAGUCAAAUAGAGGAACGCUUUUCUCAAGAAAAAAAGGAUUUGUUAACCGAAUUGGAAAAGGCAGAAGAAGAGCUUGCUCAAUUUCGGAAAAAUGAAUCAUCAUAUCGUACUCGUUUGCAACUGCUUGAACGACAGUGCACACGAAUUACGGAAGAAGCGAAGGAAUUAUCUGAAACGAUGCAGCAGUUAGAGCAAAUGAAUCGACACCUGCGCAGCGAACUGAAUAAAGCGUUACAACCGCGGCCAAUGGAAGAAACUCAGCCAACGAUGAUGUUGAGACAUCGCGUUGAAUUACUUAUUGCUCACAACAAGAGAUUGCGGGAAAAAAUAGAAGAAUUAACAAUUAAUGGGAAAAAACGCAAUAAUCGUUUAAAUAUGAUUGAGCCACUUUAUUUUCACUGGACUAGCACGUUUAGAUUGGAAAUAUUGGCGUUAAAAAAGCGCAGGGACGGUAGAUCAUUUGAUACGCCCUCAGAGAUGGAAAGUGAACCGGAGUCAAUCUUUAUAAGAUCCAGAAGACGUCGCAUGCUAAAAGUCAAGGAACGGAAACGUCGGCAUGACCGAAUUGCUAAAGUUAUGGAAAAUUCGUCGUCAAAUGAAUGGGUUGCGAAUAAAAGGAAAGAUAAGGAAAAGGUAUCAGAUGUUGGGUUGAGUAAAAAGCUCAAGCAAGCUUUGUUGGAGGGUUCGCAUGAUAGUAUGGUGGAACAAAUCAAAGAACAACAUCGAAAAGAGAUUGUGGCUUUAAAGCAUUCGGCUGACAAGACUCUUACAUAUAUCAAAAUUUUAUUACAGGAAGAAUUUGAAUGCGAAUUGAGCCGCCUAAAAAUGGUCAUGUCUACGACAUCUGACGACUCACGAUUAUUUACUCGUGGCCUUUGGCAGUAUAAUGGCGAAAGCAGUGCUCUUGAAGGUAUGAAAAACAUUCAAACGCAUAGUUCAGUGCAAUCUCUGCCCAACGUUAAACUACCAAAAUUCAGUGGUCUGAUGGAGGAAUUCCGGGAAAAUGGUAAUUCAUGUAAUAUGUUUAAUCAGAGUAACGAUAUUGAUAAGUUGAAUAUAGAGAAGAUAUCGUCACCACCAAAAACGUUUUGCAAGAAUGUUUGGAUGGUACAUGGCAAAUGUUCUCAUUAUGAAAUGAUAAGGACAAAGUUAAAGCAGAUUCAUGCGGCAGUAACAGGUGACAACAAUACCGUCGAGAGUGGCUUUGAGGAUGUUAUCUCUAGUGCUGACAGCGUAGCUGAAGGACAGGCACAUUUGAAGAACGAAAUCAAAAAACUAAGCAGUCGACUUUGUUCUGCUCGUGAAAAAAUCAUCGAAUUGCGUGCUUACUUUGCAAGGUGCUCUUCUGGUUGUGUGGAGAGCUUUGAAAGUUGGAAAAUUGGACAACCAAGUAACGAUUGCUUGGGUACUGAAAGUACGUGGAUAGCUAAUGAUAAUAGUAACAUUUCGAGGAUUGAACAACUUAAAGCGGAGAAUGUUUUGCUUAAUGCGCGAUUAGCAGAAUCAACAGAAUUGGUGAAAAUGUUGGUUCGAGAAUAUAGUGAUCAGUUGAAUAGAACAUCACGUUUAGGGAGAUUUAUCCGUUCCAUCUACUCUAUUAACGGUGAAUAA